Molecule: messenger RNA, 2370 nt
Organism: Candida tropicalis MYA-3404
Lineage: Eukaryota; Fungi; Ascomycota; Pichiomycetes; Serinales; Debaryomycetaceae
Exons: 1
Coding region: 1-2370 (789 amino acids)
Source: RefSeq, a predicted model, not a curated record
AUGCUACAACGAUAUAGAAUUCAUAGACAGAUACUGUCACUAUCACUACUACGUUGCCAAGGCUGUUAUUCCACUCGCCAGUUGGCGACUUUGUCAACAAGACCAACACAGGACAUGCCAACUUUUCAGUAUCAAGAAUCAAGUAUUUUUCAACCAUCUAUACGGAAGAACCCAUUUACUCCUAACCCUUCAAGUAUAAAUAUCUUAGAUAUACCAAAAGAUAUAACCCCAAAUCCACUACUAAAUAUGAGUAUUGAACAGCUUCAAGGAUUAACCCACGAAGAAUUCGACUAUUUAAAUUCCAUACCAUAUGGAACCGUGCAUGAAAUAAAUGAGAUUUCAUUGAAAAUUGCAAGUAUUAUCAAAAAUAAUUUACUUUCAGAUCCUAAAAAAGCAUCACAAAUGUAUUUAAUAAUUACAAAUAAAUUAUUAAAAGAAAAGAUUCAAAAAUCAGUAUAUAAUCAUUUCAAGAAACGUGAAGUUGAAGUAUCUAUUUGGAUGUUAAUUUCAAAACCAAGAAGUCAAAAAACACGACAGAUAAUACGAUCAAAUAUUGAAUCAAUACUUGAAUCUGAUAUAAAUGAUAAAAGUAAUACAAUACUUCACUAUUUAUCUAAAUUAGCAUCUACUGAUAUCAUCAAUGCCAUUCCUAUUUUAUUAAAUCAUCAUUUGUUUGAUAAAUUAAUUAAUAGUGUAUCUGAGAAAAACCAUGGAUUAUUAUAUCUGUACAUGUUUCAGAUAAAUAUUCAAUCGCAAUACAAGUUUUUAAUGGAUAAAUGGAAACGUAAGUUAUUAACAUCAUCAUCAUUGAUUAAUCAAUAUAUUGUUCAAACAGGAUAUACACCGCCUAUAAAAUAUGAAAAUUUACCAAAAUUUGAAAUAACAAAUUUACAAAAAUCUAAAAUGAUUCAAUUUUUAAAUAUAUCAGAUUUUGAAAAUUUCAUCAAUAAAGGAAUUGAAUCAAAUCAACCAUUAAAAUCAAUUUAUUAUUUGAAUUGUAUGUUGGAAAAAUUUGAAAAAAAAUGUAUGAUUUCAAAUAAUCGAAUUAUUGGUGAUUCAAAUAUUAAACAAGAUGUUGAAACUUUACUUAAAUGUUUAAUUAAUAUAAUUAUGAAAUUUAAAGGAGGAUAUUAUUGUAUUGAUAUUUUGAAAUAUAUGGCUAAUGAAGGAUUAAAACCAGGAUUUGAAGUAUAUCAUUUAUUAUUGAAAAAUCUAAGAGAAUUGGGUAAUUUCAAUGAAUUUGUUGUUGUUUUAAAUCAUAUGAAAUUGGAUAAUUUAUCAGAGAAACAAAAAGAAAUAUUUAGUAAUGAAAUUUUAUCACUUAUGGAAGCCAGAUUCCCAAAUUCACCUAAAGUUAUUAUUGGAUAUGUUGGAGCCAUAUAUGGGAAACAAGGAUUGGGUAUUUUAAAUAAAUUGAAAAUAUUAAGUAUUCCAUAUGGAUCAGGGGGAAUUAAUGAAAUACCAUCUGUUGAUAUUGUACAAAUAGCUACUGUUGAUGAUAGAUUGAAAGGAUUGACAUUGAACUAUAAAUCAUUAGCUCAUAUUUAUCAAGUUUUAUUAAGUUCAAUUCCUGAUGUUUCCAAAUCACCAAAUAUCAUUCUUAAAUUAUAUCAAGAGUAUCAGAGUUAUAUAACUGCGUCACAAUCAUCAUCAUCAUCAUCGACAACAUCGACAACAUCGUCAAAACAUCGUGAACAAGAUUCUGUUAUCACUGUAUUUUUAAAUCAUUUAUUACGUACUAAUGAACCAUUAACACCAGAACAUUUACCAAUCACAUCAUCAUUUGAAAAUUAUGAAAUUGCCAAAUUCAUAACCAAUAAAUAUUAUACCAGCAUUACACCGAAAUUGAAUACAAUAUCAUCAACAAAUAUAGAAUUACUUAUUCAAACAGCUUUAUUAAAACAUCAAGAUUAUCAAUUUGCAAUUAAAAUAUUACAAAUAUCAAGAAGAUUUAAACGUCCAUUUACUUUUAAUCAAAUUUAUCCAUUUAUUAAAUAUCAUUAUGAUAAUAAAAAUUAUCAAGAUGCUAAAUUAUGGUAUGAUGAAUUAAUCAAUUCAGGAGCAAUUUCAACUGGAUAUAUGAUUAGUGAUUUAUUAAGAAUAGCUAGAAAAUUAAAUUGGAAUAAUAUUGAAUUGAAAUUUAAAAUGAAUUUAGGAAUGAAUCAAAAAUUGAAUAAAAUGGCCCUACAUAAAUUGCAAUUAAAUCCAUUAUUAAUGAAUCCUUUAUCUACAACUAAUACUACUAGCAUCACUGAAGAUGACGAGAUUAUUGAAGAUAUUAUUAGUGAUGGUAAUGAAGAUGAUGUUGAUGAUCAUUUAAUGAAUAAAGAUUUUGGUAAUGAAUUAGCAUCUGUUUUAUGUAAAUUUUAA